AUGCUCUCACGUGUUGCUGCUGUCAAGGCACCCAAUAAACACAACCGUCGCCGCGUGACCGGAUCCAGCGGAAGGAGGAGGGAAGGAAGAGUGAGUGAGCAGCAAAUGCCCAACAUGUCCCGGCGUGUGUUUACUUCCGCGGUGCUGCUCCUCCUCGUCUUCGUGUUGAUGUGCUGUGACGUUGGAGGUGCACACGCUGGGGAGAGUAAUGUAAAGAAAGCAGUUGAUGCGUUGAGGGGGAUUAAAUGGGAAGAGCUCGACAAGUGGGAGGAAAUUGACAACGCUGGUGGUAAAUAUGGCUCGCUUUUUAGUCCCAGUCUCGUUGAGGUGCAGGGUCAUGUAUUUGCUAUUGCUGAGGCCCAUUGCACGGAUGGAGGCAAGUGCAGCGACGUCAGCCUUACUGGGAUUGCGUCAAAGCACCUUGAUUUAAGUGGUGUUGGUUCAACGGAGAUCUCGGCGGCGAAUGCAGGUGCGAGUAUCUUUGGCACAGAUCUUCUAAAGGAAGAGUCUGAGGGUAUCAGCGCCAGAAACGGCAUAACGCGACCAACGACACUUGUACUUGGGGACAGUGUCUACAUGCUCCUGGGAAAUUACAGGCGUAGAGCCGCUGGGACUCAACUUACCAAGAUUCAAGGUAAGAAUGAGCGGGGCCUUUUACUCGUGAGGGGAACUGUCGCUGAAGAAAAUGGAAAGAAGAAAAUCAGAUGGAAUGAGACCCAUGUGAUGAACCCUCAAGCCAUAGGAUAUUCUCAUUCCUUGACCGAGUUAAUUGGCGGUGGAGGAUCGGGUGCUGUGAUGCGUGACGGCACGCUUGUGUUUCCCAUGCAGGCCAAAAACAAGUAUGGACAGCACGUUUUACUGUCUAUGAGUUUUAACCCGUCAGACAAAAAAUGGCGGCUUUCAUCCGAGACGCCUGGUAAAGGCUGCAGGGAUCCAACCCUGGUGAAGUGGGAAGAAAACGAAGACGACGAAAGACUCUUCAUGAUGGCUCAUUGUGCUGGAGGCUACUAUGACGUUUACAGGUCCACUGAGAAUGGAGGCAAUUGGUAUACGUUGGGUGAGCCAAUUAACCGCGUGUGGGGCAACUCACACAAUCGAGCAGGGCACGGCGUCCAGAGUGGAUUCACCACCGCAAUCAUUGAGGGAAAGAAGGUGAUGCUCGUCACCGCGCCGGUGUAUGCGAAGGACAAUGAAGGUGGAAAAGGUCGGCUUCAUCUUUGGGUGACGGACAAUGCACGUGUGUAUGAUGUUGGGCCGGUAUCUCGUGAAAAUGAUGACGCCGCCGCCAGCUCCCUGUUGAUGAAGAGUGGGAGGGAUAAUAAGGAGUUGGUUUCACUGCACGAGAAAAAGAAGGGCGACGGAUCAUACAAUCUUGUUGCUGUGCGUCUGACCGAGAAACUGGAGCGGAUAAAGAAAGUGGUGAAGACAUGGGCGGAUUUGGACAGCGCCUUGCAAUCAUGCAGUUCCGUUUCCAUUGGCACUGUCGGCUUGCCAAAGAAGGGUAUGUGCAAUGGUCGUGUUCCCACUGAGAGGCUUGUUGGCUUCUUGUCUGGUAACUCAACUCAGACCGAGUGGAGAGACGAGUACCUCUGCGUGAACGCAACAGUGACGAAUGGGGAGAGAAGGGUUCCCAAUGGAUUGACGUUCAAAGGGUCUGGAGCAGGGGCGGUGUGGCCUGUUGGCGAUAUGGGGCAGACUGUGCCGUACUACUUUGCGAACAACGAGUUCACUCUUGUGGCGACGGUGUCCAUCCACGAGGUGCCGAAGGGAGACAGCAGCUCCAUUCCUUUGAUGGGUGUGAGGAUGAAUGACACCGACAGCACGGUCCUCUUUGGUCUGUCGUACACCCAUGACAAGAAGUGGUUGGCCAUACCUGAGAAUUCCGGUAAUAUGGAGGAUGUUGAUUAUUGGGAGCCAAACAAGACGUAUCAGGUGGUACUGCGAAUGGAUUCUGAUUUUUGGACUGUCAUUGUAGAUAAAAGGGAAAUCCACCACAAGAAAUACGAUGCGAGUCUGUUUGACUUGCACAGGAUUUCACACUUCUACAUCGGUGGGGACAGUAAGGACCAAAGUGCAACGGGCGGCCACGUGACGGUGACCAACGUCAUGCUGUACAACGAGAAACUGUUUGGAAGUGAACUGUAUGAACUCAAUGCCAGCAAAGUCACUAUUCCAUCACUUGGCGCUGAGAAACAACCCACAGGACCGGUGAACGGCACAGGCCUCUCGGUUGCUCCCGAGUCAAACAGUAAAGAAAGCACCGCCAGCCAUGAGGAAUUGACUGAGGAUGAUACUGAUAAACAAGAGGAAGGAAUCGUCCAUGAUUUGGUGCCUGCAGUGCCCCCUUCCACGGUUGCCGGGGGAUCAUCUGUUUCCGAAUCCGCCAUUGCAGCGCAGAGCGCAGAGAAUUCUCUUCCAGAGAACAAUGCCCAGUUUCACCAAGGCGAAACGUCUCAGCAAACCACGCCGCAUGAAGCGAAGGAAUCGAUGCAACGGGAUUCAGAUGUGCAGCCACGAGAACUACCGUCCACGAAAUCAACGGAGGUCGCUGAUGUUGAAGGAUCCGCUGAAAGUAAUGAUACACAACAGCCAGUGGAGGAGGGAGAAGCGGAUGACAGGAGUGGCGGAUCAACGUCUUCAGUGGGUGCAUCAUUGAGUAUGGAUACGGCCACCGAAACAGUUGGCAGUGAGCACCAAGUGCAACAAAGCACUGAGCCUGCUACUGAAAAUGACGACGUGCGAUCCACUGGAACCGGAACCACCGGCGCGGAGGAAAGCCUCAGCCUCGAGGCAGGGGACAGCGAUUCCGAGAGAACAAUGGGCUCAGACAGCAGCCUCACUUCUUCAAAGAGUGACGCCGAACCGACAUCCGCGGAGGACACCGACAACAUCUCUUGGACUGAAGGAGCCGAAUUUUCUUUUGAAGACGUCAAGGAGGUGCCACAGACGGUCGACACCGCACCGGAGAAUACAAACACCACGCCUGGAGGCGAAGGGAUCCCCUCAACAAAAGGCGCGGCACGACACUCGGACAACGACACCUUCACCGGGGAAAUUGCGGAGCUGCUGUCCAUGGGCCUAAACCAUGACAGCACCGUGCAUGUGUGUGUGUCUCGGGUGUUGUUGCUGCUUCUUCUGCUGGGGCUGUGGGGCAUUGUGGCUCUUUGA
Trypanosoma cruzi is the source of this 3168-nucleotide messenger RNA. RefSeq names its product trans-sialidase, putative. The record is from RefSeq and is a predicted model, not a curated record. The coding region runs from base 1 to 3168 and encodes 1055 amino acids. Gene Ontology annotation, molecular function: exo-alpha-sialidase activity. Lineage: Eukaryota; Euglenozoa; Kinetoplastea; Trypanosomatida; Trypanosomatidae. The transcript has a single exon.